Messenger RNA from Ylistrum balloti, 882 nucleotides. RefSeq lists its product as uncharacterized. NCBI's taxonomy places the organism in Eukaryota, Metazoa, Mollusca, Bivalvia, Pectinida, Pectinidae. Bases 1 to 882 code for a protein of 293 amino acids. The record is from RefSeq and is a predicted model, not a curated record. Gene Ontology annotation, cellular component: kinetochore; MIS12/MIND type complex. The transcript has 5 exons. Gene Ontology annotation, biological process: mitotic sister chromatid segregation.
AUGGCGGAAGCCGUAAACGAGGUCAACUCGGCGAAGAUUUCUUGUUAUAGUCGGAAUAGCGCACUAAAGAUAACAGACUGUGUGCAAACAAAUAUUGCUAAUACCAUAAGUGAACACGCUGCACUAAGUGGAUGCCAAAAAAAUACCACAAGGACUCGCUUUAAUGAGGUGUUUGAUUCGGCCUUCAAGUUAAAUAUCGAGGGUGGUGGACAGAACUGGGCUGAUGCUGAAAAUGAUGAGGAUUGUACGACAGAAAAUGAACCUCUGGACGUAUCGAAAAAGGUAUUCAUCACUGACACCUUAUCAACAAAACUGGAUGAUGCCGUUGUAAAAGCAGCUCAAAACAGAAAAACAACAGGGAAACGGUUCAAGUACAAAAUGAAGAAAUUGAUCACUGCAGAAACAGAAUAUUUAAGCCAGAUCUGUGUAAUGACUGAUGAUAGUGAGCCUUCAAAGGGUGCUUCCUGUUUGUAUGAUAAUGUCACAUGUGAUCGACUGUUAGAGGGAGAUACAAUUCUCUCUAACCUCACCAAGACUACAACAACACUGAUUCAGCAGUUUAGCAACUUAGAAAGAGCAGUAGAAAUCAGUGGAAGUAGUAACGCUUGCAAGACUGAUCAGGUCAUAUUCAAUCCCACUUCAGAUGAAGGAAAGAUGGCUGAGAGUAUCACACCUUUAAAAAGAAAAUUGCGAGGUGGUGACAAUAUGUCCAUAGCUAAAAGACGAAAUUCUCAAUUAGGACAUGCUUUAUCACCUCUUAAGAGUUUGAAUCACACACCAAAUAGAAGUGUGACUUUAACAAAAAGGUGUUCUCCACGUUUAGCAGCCAGGACAACAGAUCAGAGAACACGCUUAAAGCAUAAAGUCGUAAAAGAUGGAUAA